Molecule: messenger RNA, 978 nt
Organism: Phytomonas sp. EM1
Lineage: Eukaryota; Euglenozoa; Kinetoplastea; Trypanosomatida; Trypanosomatidae
Source: the annotation of a GenBank genome assembly
GUAUAAUAUUACUAUGCAUAUUACUCUUCCCCUAUGAAAAGAUUUCUGAAUGGAAAUAUAAAACAUGCAUCAUGUUAUCGGCGUUUUUCGGCUUUAAUAGAAGCAUGUCCUAGUGAAAUCACUCGCAAAGAGCCUCCUAACAGCUUCACUUUCAACUAUGUUUUGGGCUCGAGACAAUUUUCUCUUACUAAAUCUGGUGAAGAUCAUAAUAUUUCCUUGUUUUGUGAUGUGCAGAAUGUCGCGAUGAAGCCUGUCCGUGGUGGCAUAAGUGCCACAGGGCAACCACGUAAGCGCUCAAAAACUCGCGUUAUGAAUAAACGAAGCACACAACACGUUUAUUUUCACUCUGUCCUGAAGCUGCUUCAUGCAUCUUUUCCAUUCUAUGUAGAAGUUCUGUGCCAUGCGCUCCUAGGGCAAAUCGUUUUUGAUAGUGUCUGCUUCCAUAAUAGAGAACCACUUUUCCAAGAGGGGCCUGCAAAAUUUGAUACACAGUUGUCGUAUCGAGGCCCUAACCUCACGCAAUCUUCAUUAGCAGAUCUUGUGGUAAAUCACAUGCCAAGCUCUAGUCCGUUAUGGAAUGGGCCCCAGGCCUCCGCACAGCCUUUUGAUCAAUCAUCGAAUUUUAUUGUCUCCCCUGGAUCAAAUUAUGGACAUUUUCCUGUUCACACUGUCAAUCCUAUCCUGACUGAUAAAAUAGCUUCUCUCUUUAGUAUUUUUGGUAUAGAUGACAAUAUUGCUGAAUUUAUCCAGGAAACUGCUCAACACAUUCAAGCACAGGAGCGAUCUGCUUGGAAACAAAUACUUCUACAAGAAUUGUCUCGCUAGCUGGAUCGAUAACCAAAUAGAAAUGAGAGGAAUAGCUGUUACUACUGACUUGUGUAUUGUCUCUUAUCGCUGUUCAGCUUGCCGUAAGUUGUAUCCUUAUUGGAACUUGCUUUGUGUGAGAGAGUUUUUAUAUCUAUGAUAUUUAUUAUACAA